AGGACUGUUGUUUACAUUUAUGUAAUGUGGAACGAGCAGUUCACGCGGUGUAUAUAUCCAAAUCGAUGUUGGUCUCAUGCGUGGCGUACACACAAACACAAUUCGAAGCGGCAAAUGCUGUGUGCAUAUAUAUACUGUUCAUCCGUGCUCAGAUUUAUUUGAUGCAACACACACACACACAUACGCACGGGGCCAAAGUAUACAAGCGACGACUAGACAAGAGGAGAGAAGAAAAAAAAAUACAAAAUGGCCGACAUUUGUAUUUUCGUAUCAGAACCAUAGUAGACAGUUCAUUGUUUAGUAGCACCGAACGUAUGAGUUUUUUCAUUUGUUCAAAUUGUGAUUGAAUUCGUAAAUUAGACUGGCAUUGAAUGCGAUAUUGUGAACGAAACUAGCCGAUGAAGUGUAUUGCAUUGAGAAAUUGCUUGCAAAACGCCGAAAUUCAACGUAAACAACGUGAAAAUACAAAGUAAAAAAACCGCCCAAGACACACACUAUAAAUUUACAUUCGUCGCGUGUGUUACAACAGCCAGAAGAAAAAAGUGCCCGAUUGUGUUUUCCGUGAAUAAAUCAAAUUGGACUGACCAGAAUAAGAGCAGACGGAUCCAUUCAUUUCAUUUUCAGUUUUUCUCGCUAUAUCUAGUCGAUUAUAGAAUGUAUCUGAUGUUGGCUGUUAAUUAAAAUGAAGGAAAUGGUCGGUGGUUGUUGUGUUUGUUCUGAUGAAAGAGGUUGGUCGGAAAAUCCACUCGUCUACUGUGAUGGUCAACAUUGUACAGUAGCCGUGCACCAAGCCUGCUAUGGGAUUGUCACCGUGCCGACGGGCAAUUGGUAUUGCCGAAAAUGUGAAAGCCAGGAGCGUCCAACGCGUGUUCGUUGCGAACUCUGCCCCUCGAAAGAUGGUGCAUUGAAACGAACCGAUAAUCAAGGUUGGGCGCACGUCGUUUGUGCUUUGUAUAUACCCGAGGUGCGCUUCGGAAAUGUCACAACCAUGGAGCCUAUUCUACUGCAGUUGAUACCGCCGGAACGGUUCAAUAAAGUGUGUUACAUUUGUCAGGAGAAUAACAAAGGCUCAAAGGCUGCGGCUGGCGCAUGCAUGCAGUGCAAUAAAUCUGGAUGUAAGCAACAAUUUCAUGUAACAUGCGCUCAAGCUCGCGGUUUACUUUGUGAAGAAGCAGGGAACUACUUGGACAAUGUCAAAUACUGUGGCUACUGUCAACAUCAUUACAGUAAAUUGAAAAAGGGUGGCAACGUCAAAACAAUUCCUCCAUACAAACCAGUAAACCAUGGCAUUGAAUCGAGCGAUCCAUCUUCGUCGCCUGAAAAGGAGACCGACGCGGUUCCGGUAGCACUGAUACCGUUGCCCGCGAUGAGUUUGACCGCAACGAAUUUGGAUCAAAAGCCGUCAUCACAAAAUGGUUCGCACAAAUCGGUGCAGAGAAAGACAAAUGUAAGCGGUGUGGCCAGCAGUUCAUCAAUAUCGUCGUCAGCGUCGUCGUCGUCAUCGUCGUCGACGACACAACAGCCGUCACCGUUUGCCGCAAAACCAACGGGCGCUCAAUCGCAGCCGGGAAAUCAAAAUACCAGCCAAAUAAAUACGAGCAGUUCAUCGAGCAAUCUAAGCACCGAUCUGCUGAAUGUAUCGGGCGGCGACGGAGGCAACAGCAAUAGCAGUAACAGUACAAAAGAAAGCUCAAGUAGUAAAAGUAGCAGCAAAUCGAACAAUAAAGGCAAUUCGUUGUCAACAAAGAGCUCAUCGAAAGAGCAACGCGAGCAAAAACAUUCGAAACCAUCACGAAAUCACAGCAAAGACUCGACACCCAGUGAAUAUGAUCUGCCGAAUGCAUCAACAACAAGUGAUGCCAACGUCACACCAGUUUCAACUGCAUCGAACAAAGACGUUGUACUCGGACAGAAAUUCACGACAUCAAAUUUCACCGAAUCGAUUGUUGUAUCCUCAGACUCGGUGUUUGGAAGUAAUGGCAGCUCAAAACCAGGCUCAAAUGUACCCGUUGUGAAGAAACGAAAGCUGGAAUCAAUCAAAUCUAACACCACGGACGAUAUGAUCAGAGAGGGUAUAAAAGAUGUCUCAGUGACUUUAGUGCCAUUAGCAUAUGAAAAAGGCGAAAUCAACAUCAACAUCAACGACACGAAAAAACAAAAAUGUGCUGAGCCAGAGUCUGUACAAAAUCAACACGUAGCUGGUGGUAAUACGCAGCAAAAUAUUGUCAAACAAACCGAAGAUAAGCCACAUCAUCCAGCCACGUCGGUUAGUUUAGUGGUUUCGGUGCCAUUGCCAACCGGUGUGAAUUUACCGUCAUCAAAUACAAGCGCCCCAUCAAUUCCAUCGCAUCAUCAAAUUUCAAACAUUAAAUCGUUCGCUAAUUCGGAUCUUCCGCCGAAUCAGCAUUUAAAUCGAUCUCACAACCUACCGAAUGUUAUCGUACAGCAGCCGGCCGAAUUGCAAGUGAGGGACCCAUUGUUGCUAAGUGACAAGCAAACGCUUGUACCUGUCGGUGCAAUCGUUCGAAAUCCAUCGCCGUCACAAAGUGGCAUAAAAUUGUCAUCCAAAGGAAAAGGCAACACCGGUAAUUCGUCGCUCUUUUCCGAAUUGAGCACUGCCAAUACUCCGUCAAAUAUGGAAACGUUGGGUGUUAGACUCAGUGCAAAAACUGCACAUCUCGCAGAUGACGUUAGCUUGAGCCGAAUUACAAGUACCCCGGAUGACAAUUCAAGUUCAUUUUCGGACUUGAAGAUUAGCUAUGAGGCACAGUCGAACAUUUAUGAUGUUGCAUCGAUAACACCACGUACCGACAUAAAAAAUUCGCCGCCAAGCUCACCGAGCUCUGAGAUUGCCGAACCACACAAACGAAAUCAUUCGGCGUCGAACGACGGAACGAAAGAUGUUAAAGUGUUUCCGUCGAAAGAUAUGCAUGUCACGCAUAUGUUGGGAAAUCAACUGAAUCCCUCAAGCAGCGUCGCUCAAAAAAUGUCCGAUCAAUUGUUUAUGGAAAUGGAAGCGCACAGUGUCUAUACGUCAUCGAGUAUGGACUCAAAUACCCAACUGAUGGGACCGAUGUUCCCUGGAAAACAGUUGAACAAUGCACGUAAUAGUGCACAGAGUCAACCGCAAGGGCCGUCGUUGAGCUCAAUGCUUGGUGGAACCGGCCAGCCGACUGCACAUGGAAACACACCACAAAGUCUCGAACAACUGCUCGAACGUCAAUGGGAGCAAGGUUCACAGUUUUUAAUGGAACAGGCACAACAUUUUGACAUUGCUUCACUUUUAUCCUGUUUGCAUCAAUUGCGUUCUGAAAACAUCCGUUUGGAGGAGCACGUCAACAAUUUGAUUGCGAGACGUGAUCAUUUGCUUGCUGUGAAUGCCAGAUUGGCGAUACCGCUGAAUCAAGUACCGCAAGUUCAGAAUCAAAAUUCCGGUAAAUAUCGUCUAUUAUCUACGAAAUUUUGCUACUUUUCUGAAUCAAAUUCCAACUCAAGCACAUUUUUUCCAAUGUUUUCUUAGGAACAUUCAACAAUUUGCAUUUGAAUGGAACAACUGAGCCGAAUUCACGUUCUCGAUCGCAGCACCUGAAAUAGCUACAGCGUUUCUUGUGCGACAGUUUGAAUGUCAGCACGAGCAGCGCAUCGAAGCGAACCUAAGCAUCCGACACCGAAUUCUAAGCCACAAUGGUUUCAUCAUCAUUCUGAAAUCAAACGACGAGCAUAUUUGUUAAGCUGUUUUCUUUUUCGCGUGCAAAACAAAAAACAAUUGAAGUUUGAACAAAAAAUAAAAAUACGUAGACUUUUUCCCAUUUGAAAAUGGAAAUAAUAUAGUGUGAGUGAGAGAAAAAUAUGAAAAAAAUAGAGAGAAAUGAAUAGUAAGGCAGCAUAAAGAAUGUGUGCUCGUGCGCAUUUUCCCUAAAAACUACAUGGUUUUAUAAACACAAAUAUUAAUUUAAUAUACAGAAAUGUAAUUAAACAACUGAAAUACACGGUAAAUUCGUGUAGAUAAUCUUCAUUUUAGACGAUUAGACUGUAAGCCAAAUUAUUCACUGAUUGGCAAUAGGUACUUUUAAGCCUGGUGUUUAGAUGUUGGUUUUCGAACCAAACAUAACCGCUCAUUAAGCCAAGAUUUCUUUUUCUAUUUAUGAAUUUCACCAUUUUUUUCCAUUGUGGUUUUUCUUUUCUUUCAAAACUGCCAUUUUAUUUGGAAACAAAUUUAGUUUAAUUGACAUCGAAAUUGGCUUCUAUUUACAAAACACGUUUACAUUAAUUUUUUUAUUAGUGUCGUUUCGUAAUAUCAAAUUUCGUCUAAGUUCUUUUUUUCCCAUUAGAGUACCUAAAUAUUUUUUCCGUACCUAAAAUCUAAUGUUAAAUUAGUUUUGAUAUGUAUCAUUGAAGUACCCAUCGACUAAUGUAGCAAAAUCACAUUUGAAAUACAGUGCAUAUUGGUAAUUUAA
Molecule: messenger RNA, 4457 nt
Organism: Sitodiplosis mosellana (orange wheat blossom midge)
Lineage: Eukaryota; Metazoa; Arthropoda; Insecta; Diptera; Cecidomyiidae
Product: protein AF-10-like
Exons: 13
Coding region: 683-3520 (945 amino acids)
Biological process (GO): regulation of transcription by RNA polymerase II
Cellular component (GO): nucleus
Molecular function (GO): nucleosome binding; histone binding
Source: RefSeq, a predicted model, not a curated record